UUUAGAAAGACACAUCUUACUAUAUAAAACAUUACUAUUUUUCAAAGGAAAUGUCAAACUCAUAAGUUUGACAAUUUUAUGGCAAAAUAAAACGAAAACACAAAUAGACAAACAACGGUAUACAAUUUUUUUUAAAGAAAACUGAAAACUGGACAAAACAACCUAUUAUCCUAUGCUACCCAAUGAUAAUCAUAAUUUUUAAAAUCACAUUCGCGGAAAAAAGAUAGUUUUGUGUAACGAUUAUUGGAAUAUAUCCGUCACCAUAUGUGCAACGAAUCCAGUCAAACAACUUGUGAUGACGAGCAUCCUUUCACUUCAAUAAUAUAUAAUACAAAACAAGCUGUGUCAAUAAAUAUAUAUCAUUUAAAUGCCUGAUUGGUCUUUACUGUAAGAAAUAUACAAUGAUCACGUUGUUUGUUAUUAAAGUCGAUGGUGACUGGAGUGGAUGGUCUUUCUGGAAUAUCUGCAGUGCGACAUGUGACGGUGGAAUUCAGGAUAGAAAUCGGAAAUGUGAUGUCCCUCAACCAUCCAAUGGAGGAAUUUACUGCAAAGGAACACUCAAAGAGAGUCGUCCUUGUCACAACCUCGAUUGUGAAAUUAAUAGGCAAUGGGGGACAUGGCAAGAAUGGGAAAUUUGCAAUACUACCUGUGGAAACGGAACUCAACACAGAAGACGAAAAUGUGACAGCCCUUCGCCGUAUUUUAAUGGAUCUGAAUGUAUGGGACUUGAUAUUGACAUCCAACCAUGCUAUCAAGGGAUAUGUCCAGUGUGUUCGUGACCAGCAGUAAACAUGGUAAAGGCUCAAUUGAGUUUUGAACUUACAGAAAGCAACACUGAAAAUCUUCCAGAAUUAAAAGUUACAAAUUAACAAAAUGAUUAUGAUUGCGACGAACCGAAUGACCUGUAUGACACCUGCAAUGAUGAAAGUAUUGUACCUGGUAAUACUCAUAUCACUGCUGAUAAUAUCGAGACCGGUGCUAAUGCUAAAGUGCCAUGUAAUGCUGACAGUGGUGACGACGUAUACGAGAAUCUAAAAAUAGCUUGAAGCUGGUUUUUUUCCACGUACUAAUUUUAAACUUGUAUUGUAGUUGUAAGCCAU
This is a messenger RNA of Mytilus trossulus (common blue mussel), 1100 nucleotides long. RefSeq lists its product as uncharacterized. Bases 430 to 789 code for a protein of 119 amino acids. The transcript has 4 exons. The record is from RefSeq and is a predicted model, not a curated record. NCBI's taxonomy places the organism in Eukaryota, Metazoa, Mollusca, Bivalvia, Mytilida, Mytilidae.